AGGGGGCUUCGCAACGGGUCGCCUUUCUCCGGAAUCGUUGUUUAUUAUCGUUUCACCCUAAACCUACCGGGGGAAAUCCCAUAUGUUGGGGCUCUCUCGGUGAACGGCGAUGAAUGGUGUGCUCUCCUGAAGUGGGAACCCCCUUUCACGUCGUCCUGUUUUGAAUUCCGACCGUUACAGCGAAGCAUGGCGACAUCUAGUCGUAGGAUCCGUAGGGUCAAGAGUGACCUGGGACCUGCUUUAUCUCUGCGAGAUAAGAGACGCUGCCCUGUGGGAUGAGAUUCUUUUUUGUUUGGACGGGUUUAUUGAUUUUGAUUAGCGUCGCGAGAGUUGUUGUAAUUAAGAUCGAUGGAUUUUGUAUUGUAGUUUUUUACGCUUUUGUGAAGGUAACCUUGGGGAUGCGAUGGAGGAUGUUGAGAGGUAGCGGAAUAUUUUGAUUUUUAUGGUAUCGUUGAUGCUGAAUGUUUCCUCGUCAGGGUCAGCUUGACCGCGAUGAUGCCGAGAGAUCACUGAUAAAUUGUUUAGGCGAGAAAUGAGUUACAACGAGCAUCGUUGAUAACGUAUAUAAAAUCGUCAAACCGGAAACUAGCUAGUGCGAAGCAGUUAACGAUAUCGUGUUCGCACAGGAACACCGACUGUCAUUAUUCUGAUGAUUAAAGUCGACGAUCCUUAUAGUUUUAUGCGCGACUUUGUAUUCAACGUGUUUCGUUGUCCAUCGUCGUUCCGCCCCGUUACGGCGAUCGAUUUCCACGAAGUCGAGGCGAGCGUCAUUGAAUUGAAUUUUACAUCGCGAUCAAAUAAUUAUAGAUGUUCGCGUGACGAACGCUCGCUGACAGAUCGCGAGAUUGUCGCACGCGGGGCUUUCAAUUUUGUCCAUUGUACAUCUCCCGUGAUCACGACGGUCCGCCGUUGGCCAUUGUGGCCUCUCAGCGAAUAUUUCAGCCUUACAUGCUGAUGCUCGCGGCCUAGUGACUGUACAUAGUGGACGCGAUGGAUCUUACACAACACUUAUACACAUGAAGAGGACACACGGCGAGUCGUGUGGCCGCCUUAGCCGCAAUACGGGCCUCCCUGCGUCAGUGGACCACGAUGAUCGGUGCACGCUGUUCAUACGUUUUCCCUUGCUACUUUAAAAUGUCACGGAAAACGUGAGAAUUUCUUCUGAUACGGAAACGAGCCGUGCAUCUUCCACUCGGAACCUCCAAAUGCAACGAACUGCACGAUCCUGAGGACCAAGGAUGUCAAAACGACUCAGCUUCUAUGGUCUGAUAGGCCUGGCGUCCCUUUGCAUCUUCUUCUUAGCAUUUAAUCAACGCUACAGCAGCUAUCUCGAGCAUCGACUGCAGCCGGUGAUAUCGGUCAGUAAAAAAUCGGAGGUGGGGAUUGCUCUAAAUUGAGUCACGCCAAACACGCUCUUUCUGAUGGAUGUUGAGAUAAGGCCCCGCCUCGUCAAAAUUCAAGAACCAGUAACGACAUAUUACAGGGGAUCUACAGAAAAUGUUACACUUUCCGGAAUACAGGAGGUCGUGGAUCAACAAAGAAAAGCGAUCCAAAGGGAAAUGGAAGACUACGAGUAUCCUAAUGGAAAAUAUGGUGUUAAUGUUAGCAAGUUAGAAGAUUUGGUUAUGGAAAAAGGUGGGAGACCAAUGAGGAGCGUAAUUUUAACAAGUUGGAGGAGUGGAAGCACAUUUUUAGGUGAUGUCGUAAACGCACACCCAGCAAAUUUUUACCAUUAUGAACCCCUGCUUGACUUUGGAAUUGUGCAAAUUCGAGGCCCCCCACUCGCAGACGAAGCCCUCCGAAACCUCGAAUCUUUAUUGAGAUGCGAGUUCCAUAACCUCGAUCGAUACUUGGAUUACGGUAAAACACAUCCUUGGGUCUUUAAUCACAAUACACAUUUGUGGAGGCAAUGUCAAGCACACAAGAAGAUUUGUUGGGAUCCACGUUUCGUUUCCAAGUUUUGUAAAUUAUUCCCCUUUCAGUCGAUGAAAAUUGUUCGCCUGAGGUUACGCGCAGCGGAGAAACUUUUAGAACAAGAAGAUUUAGGGAUACGGUUAGUUCUAUUGAUUCGUGAUCCAAGAGGAAUCCUGCAAUCACGAAAGCAUCGGGAAUGGUGUCCCACUAAACCGGAUUGUUCGGAUCCGGCAUUGGUAUGCGCUGACAUGGUGUCCGACUUCAGCGCUGCAGUGCGAUUAAUUAAAAAAUACCCACGUACUUUCAGGGUAGUACGUUACGAAGACUUAUCCGUAGAUCCUUACAAGCACGUGAAAGACCUAUACAAUUUUUACGGUUUGGAUUUUCAUAUAAAUGUAAAAAGAUUUUUGGAUACUCAUACAAAGAACGACGUCGGCGGUGUAUCGAGCACUUUCCGUAAUUCCAAAGUAGCGCCAUUUCAUUGGCGCACGGAUCUCGACUACGAGGAAGUGGACGCGAUACAAAGAGUAUGCGCCGAGGCAAUGCAACUAUGGGGAUACGUGAUAGCGUUGAACGCUACACAUCAAAAAGAAUUCAAUCCUCUUACCGAGUAUCACUUGCAAUUGUGACAUCCAUCCUAGCACGAGAUCAACUUGUAGUCUAAAUGGCAAAUAUCACGCUAAAGGAACAGUAUUUUAGCUGGUUUCCGCGCAGAUACCGGGAAUUAUCACAAGUGCCGUACUUCACAUUGAAAUGGUAAAGGUGCUGCUAACACAGCUUGCCCGGCCAAAUCCUUACGAACUGGAUUCGGCGAAGUAACGAAUAAUCAACCUCGUAAGACCAAUGGUGAAUCUGUUCCUUAAAUGAAUUUAAGAGGACGCGCGAAGUGCUCUUUAAUCUUGUUGCACAACGAUAAAAAUGAAAAUUGAUCUAGGAUUUUUAGACCAGAGUAUUAGGCACUGAGAACUGAACCGAGUUCCUAAGACCCUGGUGUGCAACAAGGAAGUAUCCAUAUCAGCGCAAGCAUUACGUGAACCUAAAUGACACGACACUUUUUUAGAUUUCAAAGUUUAACUAUGAUUCCCACAAGUACCAUUGUAAUAUGCAAUAGGAUUUUCCACUGAGCAACGGCGUUAGAUUUUGAACGUUAUUUUUCACUAGAAUAUUUACUGAAAAAGAAAAACAAAGACACGACAUGUAGGGUUUAUUUUACUACGCGACUGUCUGUUUUCACAUUUUCAGUCCGGAACGACUUAUAUAAGGAUAUUCCUUUUAUAAAGAGGUACAUCGGUACACUUACACACACGGUUUCACGAGCACAUGUACAUUAAUAUUAUAAUAUUGAUUUUUUUACACGUUAGCAUGAGUAUUCUUUAAAGAAAAAAAGGAAUUGGCACUCACGAAGUCUGUACCUGCGUUAGAUGUCGUUUCAUUUGUUUCAAGUAAGAAUAGUUUCCGCGUAACCGGCCUUCAUGCCAAAAACUAGAAAAUGAUAUUAAGCUUGUACAAUUUUUUCUUUUGUACAUACACAAUGGAAAUAAUGUUAUUCCGUAAAGUACAUUGAACAAACGCGAAAAAAAAUACUCGUGUAGUCUGAACUCAGUCCAUGACAAACGUAAAAUGACAAAUCAUUGAUGAGCAAUUUUUAACCCUUUAACUACGGCUGUCGUCAAUAAGCGAUUUGAUGAAUUAUGCCGGGAAUGGGAGUCGCUUAUUGACUUUUAUUUAUUUUGUUGAGAUUGCAUCAAUGAAACAAGUGCGAAGAGUGUUUAUGUUUAUGUCUUUGUACAUAAAUCAUCACAUAUAGAUAAGAAAUGUAUGUAUCAGCAUUUGUACAACUUUUUUUUCUAUUUUGCGUUUAGACAGACACAUUUGUGAAUAUGUACGAGUAGCUAAAGGGUUAAUGAAAUUUUUAUUUAAAUUUUUUUGGGCGUAGGCGCAUUUGCUAAACGUACUGUAAAGUUAUUCAUAUGAAUUUUUAAUAAAUUUUAUAUACUGCAUUUGUAGCAUCCUAUAAAUAUAUUUACUUUACAUACUUAUUGAUUAAUUAAUAUUUCUUUUACGAAAUAAUGUAUAAAAAAACAAGAUAUAUGAAUCAAGUACUAAUGCUCAAUUUGGAUGAAAACGUAGCUUUCCAUGACGAUCGCAGUCACUUAAUGAAAUUUGUACUUUAAAUUAAAGCUUCGAAUGUAUCUGCCAUUUAAACUUACGAAUCAUGUAUUUGAAUCCGGAGUUCCGUUUUUUAUUUCGUGUCACGUUUUCAUUAAUAUUCUUUAUAGGAAAGAUGCUAUAUUGUAAAGAUAGUAAUAAAUUAAAAACAAUUGAAUUUUAUAUUUGAAACUACUGCAUCAGUACCACUUUGUGCAUUAUUACUUUCCAAGUAAACACGACAGUAUAGUCUAGUAAUGUUUUACAUUUUAUAGUACCAUUUGAAUGUAUCAUACAUCUUUUAUGGAAUAAAUUUAAUUUUUCCUAAACGAUGCUCAUUCCGUAUCUCUUAUUAUGGUUAUCUGAAACAGAAAAUAAUGGAAACUCAAACUUUACAAAUACGUCUCGUAUUAUUAUAAAAUUAUACUUUUAUUUCAGAUAAAAAGAGAUAGAUUAUCAUUAAAUUUUCAUAGCGUAUAUUGUAAAACAUCAUUAAAGAUAAACAUUAACUAGUUUUGUUCUUCGAUUUUUGGUUAUACUAUAAACAUAAGGAAAAAUCUAAAAAUACCGUACCUUUCGAUUUAAAUAUUUAUUUUUGUACUGUCGAGUAACACAUCUCACACUUCGUACCUGAAGAAACAGAAAAACAAAAUGCGUUAAAUUAACAUAACCUUUUCUAACAGCACACAUUAAUUAAUAUUAAUUCAUAACUCAGUGAGGGCAAGUGCAAAUCAUGAUGGUAAGUCAUAUUAGCGUAUAAAUAGGUAACAUCACAGUUUAUAAUAAUAAACGCACUGGAAUUAUUAAAUUUAUUGCUCACCUAAUUCCAGAACGAGGUUACUUAAA
This is a messenger RNA of Nomia melanderi (Alkali bee), 4908 nucleotides long. RefSeq names its product carbohydrate sulfotransferase 4. Gene Ontology annotation, molecular function: N-acetylglucosamine 6-O-sulfotransferase activity. Gene Ontology annotation, biological process: N-acetylglucosamine metabolic process; sulfur compound metabolic process. NCBI's taxonomy places the organism in Eukaryota, Metazoa, Arthropoda, Insecta, Hymenoptera, Halictidae. The record is from RefSeq and is a predicted model, not a curated record.